AGCUGUGCCGCCAGUCGCUAUCAGAAGACUCUGAUGUGACAGAAGAAGACAUUGAAGCUGAAUUGGCCAUUAUUCAUGGUCAGAUGGCUUAUAUCAUGCAACUGCAGGGUCGUACAGAGGACGCUCUACAGCUCUACAAUCAAAUAAUCAAGCUGAAGCCAACAGAUGUAGGACUGCUUGCUGUCAUAGCAAAUAACAUCAUCACAAUUAACAAGGACCAAAAUGUCUUUGACUCAAAGAAGAAGGUGAAGCUGACCAAUGCAGAAGGUGUUGAGCAUAAACUGUCCAAGAAACAGCUCCAGGCAAUUGAAUUCAACAAAGCUUUGCUGGCAAUGUACACUAACCAGGCAGAUCAGUGCCGCAAGCUGUCAGCAAGCCUGCAGUCACAGAGCCCUGAGCAUCUGCUCCCUGUGCUUAUCCAGGCAGCCCAACUGUGUCGUGAGAAGCAGCAUGCAAAGGCUGUGGGGCUUCUGCAGGACUUUGCAGACCAGCACCCUGCCAAUGCAGCUGAGAUCAAGCUGACGAUGGCCCAGCUAAAAAUUGCUCAAGGCAGUGUCACCAAAGCCUGCAUGAUCCUGAGGAGCAUAGAAGAACUGCAGCACAAGCCUGGUAUGGUGUCUGCGUUGGUGACGAUGUACAGUCAUGAAGAGGACAUUGACAGUGCAAUCGAGGUCUUCACACAGGCUAUCCAGUGGUAUCAGCAAUUCCAGCCAAAGUCUCCUGUCCAUUUGUCGCUGAUAAGAGAAGCUGCCAACUUCAAACUAAAGCAUGGCAGGAAGAAGGAAGCAAUCAGUGACUUGGAGGAGCUCUGGAAGCAAAAUCCAAAAGAUGUGCAUACUCUGGCACAGCUCAUUUCUGCCUACUCCCUGGUGGACCCCGAAAAAGCUAAAGUUCUUAGCAAACACUUGCCUUCGUCGGACACCUUGUCACUGAAAGUAGAUGUUGAUGCGCUGGAGAACUCCCAUGGAGCAACUUAUGUUCGGAAGAAAGCUGGGAAGCUCACUGGAGACAACCAGCAGAAGGAGCAAGGACAAGGAGAUGUGAAGAAGAAGAAGAAAAAAAAGAAGGGAAAGCUACCUAAGAACUAUGACCCCAAGGUGACUCCUGACCCUGAGCGGUGGCUUCCAAUGCGAGAGCGUUCCUACUAUCGUGGACGGAAGAAGGGCAAGAAGAAGGAUCAGGUUGGCAAGGGGACUCAGGGUUCAACCACAGCUGGCUCCUCUGAACUGGAUGCCAGCAGGACUGCCAGCAGCCCACCUACCUCCCCGCGGCCCGGCAGCGCUGCAGCUGUAUCGGCCACAAGUAACGUCAUCCCUCCCAGGCACCAAAAACCCGCUGGUGCCCCGGCCACCAAGAAGAAACAACAGCAGAAGAAGAAGAAAGGGGCUAAAGGAGGGUGGUAAAAAGCAGGAUGUGUAACCUCCCUGCCUCAGCGGGUGAUGCUGGUUGCAGAAUAAAGGUCAAAAGCAAGUGCUGGUGAAA
Molecule: messenger RNA, 1482 nt
Organism: Mesitornis unicolor (brown roatelo)
Lineage: Eukaryota; Metazoa; Chordata; Aves; Mesitornithiformes; Mesitornithidae
Gene: SRP72
Product: signal recognition particle 72kDa
Exons: 14
Biological process (GO): SRP-dependent cotranslational protein targeting to membrane
Cellular component (GO): signal recognition particle, endoplasmic reticulum targeting
Molecular function (GO): 7S RNA binding; protein binding; ribosome binding
Source: RefSeq, a predicted model, not a curated record